UAUAGGGUCUUAAUAUGAAGUGUUAAGACUGCACACAAUUUGUUUGGUGUAUAUUUAUGUUAUAUUACUGGGAAGGAGAUGAUAUAAAAUCAUAAAUGUGCAGCUGCCAGUCUCUGAAGUGCCUAUAUUAAAGUGUAAAGCAUGGAAUUAAUGCUAUCAGCCUUGGAGUGCACAGAUUGGCAAGGUAAAACCUUCUUAGAUGGCACAGCAUUUUAUCCGAAACAAGAGGACCCGUGCUAUCAGUGUCACUGUGACAAGGGCUAUACUACGAUGUGUAAAACCGUGUCAUGUGCCCCGCCUAAAUGUGCCGUAGAUAUGAAGGCGAUUGAGGGGGAAUGCUGUCAGUUUCAGUGUCUGGAUAAGAACGGUGUCGCAACUAAACCGGAGAAUAAUACCGGACCAAUAAAUAACGGCGACGUCUCAGGUGCGCCAGCAGACAACACAGUUACAGACCUAGGUUUGAGACUUGUGGCAAGCACUGUGACCACCUUCCUAAUCCUGGCUCUUCUGUUGUUUCUUAUACAUCGGUUCAGACAGAGGCGGCUUCUUAUUACUCUUAGAAGGUACAGUCGUAGACGAGAACAACUAGAUGAUCUAGAUAGUAUAAGUUACUCCCCUGACUUCUACGGUAUCCAGUGCCCACCGUAUGAGGACCCUCCCCCUCCGUACACCCCUCCUAAACCUCAACCAGGGGAAGAACCGCCUCCGUACGAGGCAGUAGAGGGAGGCAAUGCUGAAGAACAAGGAAAUAGGGAGCGGCAAAUUAUCAACACAUCUGCUCAUUGCGAUCAGAAUUUUAAUAACGUGGGUAAUGGAAAUAUUCCCAACAGGGACACGUUUGAUCAAAUACUUCCGUCUUAUUUCGGGAAUAAUUCAGGUCAAAACUUCAAUGGUAGAGGAAUCAGAAAUAAUAAUGAGGUAGCCAAUGUAAAUGAUAAUGCUGGAAUUAAUGGAAGUGUAAGGAUACUGAAUGAAGGGAGUCAUUUGUCGAGAAAUAAUGAUUGUUUAGUAGAAAAUAGUUCCCUUCAGCAGAAUUCAAGAAAUACACAAGCAGUAGAUUCCUGUUUUAUAGAAAAUAGUUCCCUUCAGCAGAAUUCAAGAAAUUCGCAGGCAUUGGAUUCCAUAAAUGUAGUGAAUCGGAAUUUAAGUGUUCAUUUUAAAAAUAAUCCUUCAGGACAGCCGAGUAUAACCAUGGGUGUUCAAAAUAGAAAUCGGACUAACAGAAACAGGUAUUCUGAUGGAAAUUUUAAUCCAAGUCGGAAUUUUUCAAAUAGGAACAUGCCUUUAGCUUUUAAUGAAAAUACUGCCGCUUUGAAUUUAGAAUUGCAAAAUACUGUUCGGAAUUUUAGGAAUAGGAAUAAUCAAUCAAGUUUUACGAAUAGGCACAGUGCUCCAAAUGGAGGUGAUUUAUCAUCAAGCACCACGGAUAUCGGCGAGUCCACAACGUCUGCCGAAUCAUUAUCAAGUAGUCCCGAAUCUCCUCAUUUUGAUACGGAUCAUAGAAAUCUCGAAAGGUUAACGGGCGAUAUAUUACCAGAUGAUGCCAACUCUACUGUCAAAAGGUUUUUGGACCGUCAGUUUGGUCAGUCGAAAAGCCGACGCUAUCCUACAACUAUGUCACAGUCGUGGACGAGCGCUCAAGUAUCGCCACCUGGGCCAAAGUUUCCGACAGAGCAUUUCAUUAGGAUCUUUCCCUCCAAAAACCGAAUCUCAGACCGUUAAGAAGAGUUCCAGCAUGACGUCUGCUGCAAAUGUAGUUGGCGGGCAAAAUUUAUCACGAUCAAAAUCAGAACAUUUAAAAACAAAUGGAAGUUUAAUCAAUCAGCCGUAUAAAGGUUUGACAAAAAGUCCACCUAGAAAUG
Ruditapes philippinarum (Manila clam) is the source of this 1862-nucleotide messenger RNA. RefSeq lists its product as uncharacterized. Bases 142 to 1722 code for a protein of 526 amino acids. The transcript is spliced from 4 exons. Gene Ontology annotation, molecular function: protein binding. The record is from RefSeq and is a predicted model, not a curated record. Lineage: Eukaryota; Metazoa; Mollusca; Bivalvia; Venerida; Veneridae. Gene Ontology annotation, cellular component: membrane.